Messenger RNA from Fusarium subglutinans, 633 nucleotides. RefSeq lists its product as uncharacterized. The coding region runs from base 1 to 633 and encodes 210 amino acids. NCBI's taxonomy places the organism in Eukaryota, Fungi, Ascomycota, Sordariomycetes, Hypocreales, Nectriaceae. The record is from RefSeq and is a predicted model, not a curated record. The transcript has 3 exons.
AUGCCUGGAUACGACAACUCACCCGCUUUCUUGGAUAAUAAUGACAUUAUCAGUUCUGGCUCUGAUGCUGUUGGCUUCCAAACAGUGGCCAGAGUUACAGUCACAGCAGUGGCCAAGGCAACCACUGCAACGGUCACAGAAACAGCAACAGAAACAGAAACAGAAACAUCAGUACUCGAAGAGCAGAUCGAUUUUAUUCUAGACAAUAAAUACUCUCAUGUUAUGGUCAUAUUCGCUAUUGUCGCUGCUCUCGCUGCUCUUGUAUCCCUCGCAAUCAUCUGCACUGUGAUUAGUAGCUUUUCAAAAGUCAAGGCCUGCAUGCCACCUCCUGGGGACGACAAUGGACAUGGCCUGAACUUGUACGGUUGCUACAGAAAAGCCCAGGUAUAUUUCAUCUUCAUCAUCAUGUUUCUGCUCGGCUGCAUUGCCACCUUCACUCUAGCGACAGCCAAGAUCAUGUUGCUGGGCAAGAUAGAAGGCUCUGUAGACUUGUUGAGUAUCGCCUUUGCUGUCCAAGCCUUGACUUGGCUAUCUGCAAUCUUGGCCAGCCGCUCUCUGAUGGACAAUACCGUCACUAUCUUUGAAGAAAAAGAAGCAGACAUGGAGGUCAACGAAUGGGAUCCCAAGUUGUAG